Peniophora sp. CBMAI 1063 is the source of this 1602-nucleotide messenger RNA. The record is from the annotation of a GenBank genome assembly. Lineage: Eukaryota; Fungi; Basidiomycota; Agaricomycetes; Russulales; Peniophoraceae.
AUGUCCCCUACCAUACCCCAUAUUCAAGACCAUACAACUACUGUACCUCAGAAAGAUCAACUAUCCGGCCUUCAGGCGCCCCCAUACAUUACCACUCAUCCUCUGUUAAAGGCCCUUCCCGAGUCUACAUUUCUACCCACCGAGCUCUUGGGAAUCCUCAACCACACUUACUUCUUGCACUUACUUGUGACUGACCCGUCGAAGGUCGUUCCACCGGGCAAGUCACUCUUGUCUGUUCUAGGUAAACCACAUGCUCAAACAUGGGAACCUGGUCGAUUGCAUGAUAUUCAAACUCAAGUCGAAGAUACAAUUCGCCGCGCAUUCUGGGACGCCGCCUAUGAAUCUUUGUCCGCGUCCGACUCAUCUACUCAACUUGCACGCAUCAAGUUAAUAUACCAUGAUUUGCACGAAGCUUUGGAACCUCUACUCCCCAAGGAGCAUACUAUCCUCAUACUGCUCUCGAGCCCGCUCGCUCCAACAUCCGCGCCGCUCAGAUCAGUACUUGCGGAUAUUCGCGACAUCCUGCAUGCUUUGAAACAGCGUUGUGCACCCAUACGCGAUGCAUACAUCGAUAGUCUUCUCGAACGCAUAUCCAAUGUACCUCCGCAUCAGGACCCAGCGGACCUGGCACGGACAAUCAUCGACACCGUCAAAGAUAUCAUGAAGCUCACCGAAGCCAUGCGCGACGAUCUAUCCGAGUUUGUCCUAGGAACACUAGGCGAAGAGCAGUUGCGCCUCGCACUACGGGAUGAGGCGAGAGGGCGUGAGCGGGCUGUCAUCCUAGACCUAUGGCGUGAACCUGGAGCAGUCGGCGCGCAUGUCACCUCUUGGGUCUCUGAAAUCGCACCGCCAUACGCACAAGCCGAAGCCCCUCCGGAUCGGCUUUGGAUUGUGCGCCUGGUGCAAGCUUUGGCCGCCCCUACUCCCGUCGUCUGCCCUCUCCCCACCAAACCAGUACCGGGCACGGACGGUGAACCGCCACCCGAAUUACCCAACCGACUACCGCCUCCCUUCUUCUUCUCGACCCCAGCACUCGAACACUUGCAGAACCUUCUGCAGGCCCUCGUCAUUGCCGCCACAUUACGCGCACUCGUUUCAUCGGCGAGCUCGGGCGCUGACUUCAUGUCCCGCGUAUGGACGCUCUUGGAGUCUGCCAUCGAGUCGGAAGCUCCCGGACCUGAUGAUACCAAACUUGCGAACCUCGCCGACGAGGUCUUGCGCGCGCGCGGACCUGAUAUCGACGCGGAAGAGGUAGCUCGACUACGCGCAGCCGUCGAACGCACACUACAAGUCCGUGAUCCCGCCUUCGCGCUACUCCAGCGGCGCUUGCUAGUAGCGCUCGCCACGCGUCUGGCACAGGCGCCUCGGCCCGAACAUACAGAUGUCCCACGGGAGAUGAGGGCCGGUCGGCAUCGCCCAGGACGAAGCGCCGGCGUGAACACCGCGGCGCUUAUGGACGAAGAGGCCCGUCGCGAAUGGGACGGGUUUAGCGUGAAGGGAUUCGAGGACGCUGAGCUUGUGAAGAGGGUGCGCGAGGUUGGGGCUCGGCUGAAGGCAGAGCUUAGUUGGCUGAGUAACGUCUGGCCAGACGAGCUGCGUUGA